AUGUGGCGAUAUUUGCUUCUCUGUUCGGCCGUGCUGAUACUGCUGAUUGCGAGCAGCCUGCCAAAACAUUCCAAUGUCAUCAUGAUGAGCGAACGGGCUGUAGUGAGCGACAUCGGAAACAUCCCUACCUUGCAGUUUCCUUCACGACUUCCAGGACCACUUGCAAGCAAGAAGCACGGCAGGACCUCGAAACUGGGUUACGAAGAUCCAUAUCACCAUGAACCGUACGACAAGAAGAUGGAGCUGCAAGAGUGGUCCAAGAUGGCUAAAUCCUUCAGGCUCAGCCAUCCUGGUCUUGACCCCAAGCAAGAGCAAGCGGCUUUGGACACGCUGUGGCGGGACGUUCAUCCAUACUUCUAUCACGCAUAUGGACCGAAGCGCAGAGCUGGCGAGAGUGAACAAGAUGGAGAUAUGAAUGAGGAGCAGGUGGAUAAUUACCAUGAUGCCACCACGGGGAAAUCUUCAGCUGGCAACGUUGCAAACGUCGGAGGAUAUUCUAUGGAGAAUGUGCCUGCCACAGUCCUCGCUCCUCCUGACGAUGGAGUACGCGAUUUCAACGGUCAGACUGCAGUGAUUGCUCGCCUGCCGAACUUGGGACACGGUCGAACGGCUCUCGAUGAAUUCCACAAGGAAGCGCGAGGAUCUUUUGCUGUCCGCGUCUUCGGGGCUUCCGGCCAACCUGAGAUUGAGGUCACCAGACCUUGGAGCGGCAUGGCUGGGCCGUUCCGGUGCACAUACAGGGGAUAUCGUCACCUUAAACAGGACUUCUCGGGCACGGCUGUGGCGACGGGCUUCAAGCGCGUGUUUCUCUCGCAAGGAGGAAGAAUUCUAACGGGAAUGACCAUCUCACCAUCCGGCAAUCCUGAUGAGUUCGAUGUGAUGACCUGCCGCGAUAGCUUGACGGGGGAAGUUCAGUACUUUAAGCUUCAUCCCGAGCUUGUGCUCUCCAGGAUGCGAGAAAUGUAUUGCAAUGGCGAUAUACCGAGCGGGUCCAUUGGAGGGUGCGGAUUUUGA
This is a messenger RNA of Guillardia theta CCMP2712, 1014 nucleotides long. RefSeq lists its product as hypothetical. NCBI's taxonomy places the organism in Eukaryota, Cryptophyceae, Pyrenomonadales, Geminigeraceae. The transcript is spliced from 13 exons. The record is from RefSeq and is a predicted model, not a curated record. The coding region runs from base 1 to 1014 and encodes 337 amino acids.